AUACAUAUAUACGUGCGUACACACAUACAUACAUCUCUCACUAGUUCUUUCUUCUGUCUUUCCCAUCACACAAGCACUUCCUUCAAGCAGCGACCUAUCCUACACACCCCUCUAAACCAUAAUCGGCCAAGUCCAAGUGCUUGUUACUGUCACACAUAUUCAAUUGGGACAGUCGUUACUGCUUCGGACAACCAGGAUAUUAAAAUCACUCAUUUAUACAUUAUCCUAUAUACAUACGGUCAUAAUGGCAAAUAGACCUCGAGGUUUUGGUCUAAGUGCAGACAUUACUAGAAAAAUGAAGAAAAAGUAUGAUGUAGAGUUAGAGCAGCAAGCCAGAGUUUGGAUUGAAGGUGUUAUUGGAGAACAGUUGGGAGAAGACAGUAGCGUACCACUUGGAGAAACUGGUUUUCAUCAACAGUUGAAAGAUGGAGUAAUACUUUGCAAGUUAAUGAAUCAGUUAUCUCCAAACAGCAUUAGGAAGGUAAACACAAAUAAAUCUGCCUUUUACAUGAUGGAGAAUAUUGCAAACUUUUUAAAAGCCAUCGAAUCUUAUGGUGUCCUGAAGAAUGAUCUAUUUCAGACUGUUGAUCUUUACGACAACACGAAUAUGCUACAAGUUGUUAAUACUCUACAUGCUUUAGGAAGAAAGGCACGUCAGAAGGGAUAUCCUGGUCCAUGUAUAGGACCAAAGGAAGCAGAGAAAAAUGAACGGAGUUUUACAGAUGAACAGUUAAUGGCUGGCAACAAUAUUAUAAGUCUUCAAAUGGGCACCAAUAAAGGUGCUUCUCAAGCAGGAAUGAAUUUUGGCAAAUCACGAAGCAUUGUUGACUGAAGAUAUUUCUUCUUACCUUCUUAAAUGUGACUUAAAAAUUUUUUUUCUUCUUUUCAUAUAUAUCAUUUAAUGUACACAGUAUGAAAGUUAUGAGCCACUUAUAAGUUUCAAACAUUAGAAACGUGAUCUAGGCAGGUUUUAAUACAUACCUAAUGUCUCCAAGCAAUCCUCUGGCUCUGAGUACAUGGCUUGCAGUUACAAAUCAGGAUGAUAGAACUCUAAUUGUUUUUUUGUUCUUUUUUCUGCUUUUUUUGCCCUUCCAUAUUUUGUAUCCACCUUCCUCUUGUUUUUUUCUUAUGAUUUCUUUCAUUCUAUCCUCUUGAUUUGUAUAGACCAUGUGCUCAGAGCCUAUGGAUUGCUUGGAGAUGCUAGGCAUCUAUUACAAGUUGCCUAGACCACAUCUCUAAUGUACAAUACUGUGUACAUCAAACAAUAUUUUUCUCUCACUGGACAGAGUACAUUUUUGCUGAUCUUACUUUAAGGAAAAGUAAAUUACACACACACACACACACCUACACACACACACAAGUUGAAAGGCAGAAUUCUGCUUUGACCCUUUAGCAUUCAGAUUACUCUAGCAAAUGCAAUGCUUAUUCAUUUAAAAGUUGUUUUGAAUUUAUUGUGCAUUAUCUUGUAACUUCAAGAUUUCAAGGAUGUGAUUGUUUAGUUUUAGAAUGACAUUGUAGGGGAGGGGUAAGAGGACAGAACCAGUCAGCUUGAGCAUAAAACAGCCAGGUCAUUUGGGCUUGAUUGGGCCAAUUUAAAUGCUAAAGGGUUCAGCAUGCUAUAUAACUCCUCAUAACUUUUUUUAGAUUUUAGUAUUUUCAGAGAAUUUUUGCAAAUUUGUAUUCUACACAUAGGAAUUCACAUGACUAUGAAAAAAAAAACCUUUUUAAAAUUUGGUGAAAUUUUUUUUUUUAAUUCUUUUUAGAAAAUCAAUUUGAUAUACUGACAGUCCAAAUUUUUGGCUUAAAUUCCAACAAUAGACAAUUAAAUGUGUUUGUGGAGAGAAAGAUGUUGACAAAUAUCAAUACUGACAAACAAAUAAGGAUGGUGUGAGAUAAUUGCGAGGUGUGCUGAAAAUAACUGCUAAAUACCCCUUUUUUUGUUAGGAUUUUUUCAUAAUGGUAUGAAUUCCCAUGUGUAGAACAAAAAUAUGCAAAAAUUUUCUGAAAACUCUGAAAAAGUAAAAAAGUGAGGGGUUAUAUUGCAUGCUUGAAGCAUAAUUCCACUCAUUGAAAAUCAUUCUAGCAAAGUAAUAUUGCAUCCAUAUACAGAUGUUAAGAUGAAGCUUUUUUCCCAUUUGAAUAAUAACAUAAUAACAACAUUCAUAUUUACUUCAUAAACCCCACUUUUUUUUGCUUUUUUUCAUACAUGAGAAAUGAAAGAAAAUUGAAGGUUGAAAAAGGGACCACAGAGCUAUUAAACUUGUAUUCCUUCAACAUUUCUCACUUUUAAUUCAAUUAACUAUUUUCGUUUUGUUUUAUAACAUUUAAGAUUGUCUUUUUUUCAUUCCGCAAUUUUAAUGCAGUUUAUGUUUCACAGAAAAAAAAACUAAUAUUUUUCUUUUUUUAACAAUUACAUAUGAGUUUCAUUUUGUAAGAUAUUAUUCCAGACCAAAGCUUGAAAAUCUUAAGAUAACUAAUUCUCUUUCUUGCUGGAUGCCUACAGACAACCCAUGCUGUCUCCUUUUCUUGUCUACCCUCUGCCCCAGCAAAUAUAUCACCUACUCUUUUCUAUCCCGCGCUCUCUCUCUCUCUCUCCUCUCUCUCUCUCUCUCUCUCCUCUAACUUGUAAAACUUUGCUCGUUCACCCUUCAACUCUAUCCAUUCGAGCAGUCUACCCCCAUCGCCUCAUUCUCCUCCUCCAUACAAUCUUGCAAACUAAUUCUUCAAUUCACUUUGUGCCUUGUGGGACCACUUAGGUACCUCAUUGCCAUUAUCUGUCUCUUGCAGCUCCUACUUUUCAUGUUCUCUUUCUCUCUCCUUCCCUUGCUAAGUGUGAGUAGCCUUAAGAGAUCCCUCACAAGACCUGCCCUACCAAACCCCCUUCUCAUAGUUCAGUCCCUUCAUUGCCUAGCAUGAAGCUGACUCCCUCCCAGGGCUUGAAGCUCUGCAAGCUUUAUGGUGACUUCAAUAGUGCAGGUGCCUCAUGAAAAGCACCCAGUCCACUUUGCAGAGUGGUUGGCAUUAGGAAAGGUAUCCGGCCUUAGAAACCCUACCCAAAGCACAAAGCAGAGCUUAGUCCAUUCUUCUGAUUUGCCAACUCCUGUCAAGCCAUCCAACCCCAUGCCAGCAUGAAAGGAAGAUGUAAAGUGGUAGGAAGGGCAUCCAGCUGUAGAAAUCAUACCAAAGCAGACAUUGGAACAUGAUGCAGUCCUUGGACACAUUGGAACCUGUCAACCCAUCAAACCUACAAAAUUAAAAAAACAAAACAAAAAAAGAAUUACUGAUAUCAUGUCAACUAUUUGGACACAAUUUAAUUAGUUUUUCUUUUUGAAUUAUUCAUAUUAAUUAUGAAUUUAUGCUUUUGUUUAUAUUGAUGCAUCUAUGUUAAAAA
Octopus sinensis (East Asian common octopus) is the source of this 3391-nucleotide messenger RNA. Its product is annotated as calponin-1. The transcript has 6 exons. The record is from RefSeq and is a predicted model, not a curated record. Bases 245 to 832 code for a protein of 195 amino acids. Gene Ontology annotation, molecular function: protein binding. NCBI's taxonomy places the organism in Eukaryota, Metazoa, Mollusca, Cephalopoda, Octopoda, Octopodidae.